GGCAAUGGGUACUUGCUUAUUUGGAUACCAACUCCCAAUCCAAGCCAAGGUGGAACAGCAUGUGCCGAGGGCUGCAUGGCUAUGGGGAAGCAUAGUCGAUAGCAUGCGAACUCUGGAGAAUAGGGGCCCUCCAGUUUCAUUUACCCUUACCGCGGUGAACGCAGGGCUCUGCCGCGGUUGACAGUAUAGUCCCUAGCUAAUCGUGGGAACAAUAUGAGAAAAAGCAACAGAAAACACACCUCUACCCAGCUAACAACUGAUGUAGAAAACAUUUCCUCCAAUCCCCCUUCCCUAUCCACAUCCCAGUCUCCUCCGGUCCCAAGUGUUUCGCGGAAUAUUUUAUCCAUGACCACUAAGGCCGGUCUUCCCAGACAGCGCAUGACUUGGACAGUAGACAUGAACGAGCACGUCAUGCGUUGUUACUACCUCUCCACGAAACUAGAUACUCACCUAGUAGGCUACAGGUCAGAGAUGCGGAAACGUUUUAUCGAAAGAUAUCCUGAGUUAACAGAAAAAGUGAGUGAACAAAGGAUAGCCGACCAAAAACGAGUAAUUCUAAAUACAAAGAAGAUUUCACUUUUAAGACUAGAACAAUUGAAAACCGAAGUAGCUAGAGAACUUCAACUCGGUAAUGUAGAAAAUAUAUCAUCUCAAGAGGACGGGACUCAAAUCCUGGAGAAUUGUUUUCCCUUAGAAAAAACUUCUUGCGGUACCACACCAACUGCAUUACGACUAGAAAUAAAUGCCCCAAAUACCAACCAAAUGGGCGAAAAAGAGGCUAAAAAUCCGGUGCCUGAAGCUCUGCAACACGAGUUUAAUAGAGCGCUUAUCGAAUUUUCAGGGACUGAUCCCCUGACGCGACCAAUAAUUCCACGCCAAAGCACUUCCCGGAAGUUAGCAGCGGCCGUUCAAGUAGUUAAUUCUACAUUAUUGCCGCAAUACCUUGCUGAAUGUGAUAAAAGUUUUGAAACCAUUCAGACCACCAUAUAUGUAGCUGCUGUUGCAGUUGUGCGAGCCACUGGGGGGAAAGUAGAAAAACAAUACACAUCACCUAUAACGAAUAAAAUACCAGCUUGGGAAUACAGACUAUCCCGUCAAAUAGAUAAGCUGCGUUGUCAAAUUGGAAGAAUAACCCAGUAUGUCUUAGGCAUAAGGACAAAGAAAAUAAUAGCAUUGUAUGAAAAACUACAACUAGAACAACUCAUGCACACCAAAUACGAUCCACCAAAUAAAACUCCUGAGGAGAUAUUGGACACAUUAAAACAGAAGUUAGCUGUCAAGGCUAAUCGGCUUAGGAGAUAUCGUGCAUCACAAAAAAGAAAAAUAGACAACGCUAUCUUUGAUCGCAGUGAAAAUAAAUUUUAUAGGCGACUCCGAUUGAAUCCCAAUAAUAACUUGAGUAACACUCAGCCUCCUUCCCUAAAGCAUAUAGAAGACUUAUGGAAAGGAAUUUGGUCUGAAAGUGUGAGACACCGCAAAGAUGUUAGCUGGAUUAGUCUAGAAGACGAGCGCCUGACUAACACCAUCCCAAUGGAAUCUGUGUGCUUUACAGUGGAUGAUGUCACAAAAUCAGUGAACAAAAUGCAUAACUGGAAGGCUGCCGGUCCCGAUGGUAUUCAUAACUACUGGAUCAAGAAAUUCACUACCUUACACGACCCUCUAUCAAAGUGCUUCAAUUCUUUCCUUCAAAGUCCUGAGGCUUUCCCUCCAUAUCUUUCCACCGGUAUUACAUAUCUGCUGCCAAAGGAUGAUGAUAUUGCUAACCCCACAAAGUACCGACCUAUUACCUGCCUCUGUACACUUUAUAAAACCCUGACAUCAUGUUUGACAGCGAAAAUUUAUGAGCACUUAGACCUACAGUCGAUACUAGCUAUUGAGCAAAAGGGGUGUAUAAAGAAGUCGCAAGGCUGUAAAGAACAACUUAUAAUAGAUUCUGUGGUCACAGAGCAAGCAUACCACAAAUCUAGAAAUAUCCACGUGGCAUAUAUUGACUAUCGCAAGGCUUUUGACUCUGUGCCGCACUCCUGGUUGAUACACGUCCUUAAUAUGUAUAAGAUCCAUCCUAAGGUAGCAGCAUUGCUUAAACAUAUUAUGUCGUAUUGGCGUACUGAACUUUCUCUUAGUUUAAAGGGUUAUAACAUCAAAACGAACUACAUUCACAUACGUCGAGGAAUUUUUCAGGGUGACAGUUUAAGUCCCCUCUGGUUUUGUCUUGCUCUGAAUCCGUUAUCUGCAAUAUUAAACAAUACAGGUUACGGGUUUCUCAUUAAGGGCGGUACUGGGAUAGAGUUCAAACUUAACCAUCUUUUGUACAUGGACGACAUAAAGUUGUACGCUGCUAAUGCUCGUGAACUUAGAGGCUUACUGCAAAGUACUGAGCAGUUCUCGAAUGACAUUAAAAUGUCUUUUGGCCUGGAAAAGUGUCGAACUUUAAGUGUUGAUAGGGGAAAGGUCAAAAAGGCAGAAGGCUACGACCUUCAGGAUGGUGGUAUAAUUGAUGCGAUGGCUAAAGAUGACAAUUACAAAUAUCUUGGUUUACUCCAAACUCUUCGAAUCGACCACAAGGAAAUAAAAUCUCGGAUAUGUAAAGAAUACUACCGUAGGCUCAAAGAAAUUCUCGGAACGGGUCUUAAGAGCAAAAACAUCUUCAAGGCAAUCAACACUUUCGCAAUGCCAACAAUAACUUACACCUUCGGAAUUGUAAAAUGGACAGACACUGAUAUCGGGAAUAUUGAGAGAACUACCCGUGUAUUAUUGACAAAAUAUCGGUUCCAUCAUCCUAAAUCCGCUACUGAACGAGUAACUUUGCCAAGAGCUGAAGGGGGAAGAGGUCUCGUUGACCUAAGGCGGCUUUAUUCCAAGCUAAUAAAAAACUUGCAAAAUUACUUCCUCAGCAAAGAGUCGUCUCCCUUACACCAAACAGUUACUUUAGCGGAUAAUGGCUAUACUCCACUGGAUCUUCUUCAUUCUAAAGAAGUUGAGCCCUUGGUUGCUGAUGCCGAAUACCUUAAGGCCAAACUUAACCAGUGGGCCUCAAAACCACUACAUGGAAGGUUUGCCCACGAGCUUAGAGGCCCUCACGUCGAUAUUGCAGCGUCGACCAGUUGGUUGCGCCGCGGGGAACUGUUUGCAGAAACUGAGGGUUUUAUGAUAGCAAUACAGGAUCAAGUAAUUCCGACAAAGAAUUACCUAAAAUACAUAGCCAAAACAAAUGUCGAAGAUGACCUAUGCAGACGAUGCUAUCAGAAACCUGAAACGAUCCAACAUAUCACGGGUUCGUGCCAGGCUCUUGCUGCAUCAGAAUAUACUCAGCGUCAUAACGAUGUCGCCAAAAUAAUCCAUCUAGCACUGGGCCGAAAAUAUGAUCUAUUGAAGGAUGACAACCCGUACUGGAAAUACUCCCCUAGUCCCGUGCUGGAAAAUGACAACAUUCAACUGUAUUGGGAUAGAUCAGUCCUAACAGACCGGUCCGUCCCCCAUAAUCGGCCAGAUAUUAUAAUUCUUUAUAAAAAGGAGAAACGGGCUUGUCUGUUGGACGUUGGGGUUCCUAACUCGCAUAAUAUUCAGCAAUAUAUAAUGGAAAAAAAGACAAAAUACCAACCGCUUGCUGAAGAAGUGAGACAAAUGUGGCUUCAGGAUGAAGUAGAAGUCCUUCCCCUCAUAAUCUCAACUACAGGAAUAAUACCGAAGCAGCUUAACGAAAAUCUUUCUAAGCUAGACCUACCAAUGUCCGUUAGGAACAAUAUUCAAAAAGCUGUUAUCCUAAGGACAACUGCCAUUGUGAGGAAGCAUCUUGCCCUAUAAAACACAACCUCUUUGCAUCUUGCUAAAAGCCGAUCUAAGAGUUGUAAACCC
Messenger RNA from Parnassius mnemosyne (clouded apollo), 3855 nucleotides. The record is from the annotation of a GenBank genome assembly. NCBI's taxonomy places the organism in Eukaryota, Metazoa, Arthropoda, Insecta, Lepidoptera, Papilionidae.